Messenger RNA from Aspergillus eucalypticola CBS 122712, 1224 nucleotides. RefSeq lists its product as uncharacterized. The record is from RefSeq and is a predicted model, not a curated record. The transcript has 5 exons. Lineage: Eukaryota; Fungi; Ascomycota; Eurotiomycetes; Eurotiales; Aspergillaceae. Bases 1 to 1224 code for a protein of 407 amino acids.
AUGAGUUCGAUAUUCUGUUGCCCCUCUAUCAAUCCGUACCGCCCACAGAAGCUUGAUCACGAGGACAAAUUCGAAGCCUUCAUGCAGUGGACCAAGCUUGAAUCCUCUCCCAUUCUGGACUCAGUCUCAGUGCGGGCCGACACCGUUCCUUAUGCUGUUCAGCUUGUAGAACAGGUCGAUUUUGGGCCACAGGAGUCCAUCAGAUAUUUCGCGCCAGCGGGGACUGGCUCCCAGUUCGUGGAAGUUGCCGAAGGAGAUUUAAUUGAUUGGAACUUUGAAAAACUGGAUUCGUACAAGAACUUCAGAUGCGACAAACACAAAAAGUUUCAUGAACGGGUCAACCUCGCACGACCAUCCCGAGAUAUCGAUCUAGCCCUUCGAACGAAAGAGCAUCAAAUGAAGGAAAUAAAUAUAGGGAUCGAGAGCUCGGAAUAUAAGGCCGAUUUAAGCCAAGGCGAAGCAUCUGUUCAAAAACAACAUGACCCUAUAGCAAGAUCACCUGAGGAUAUCCCUGUAGAGGGAACGGAUUCAAAGUCUCCUGAAAUGAUUCCUCCAGCUGCCGAUCCAGACAAUUUGGCCUUGAAGAGUGUGCUGAGGUUCCUGCUUCCGCCAGACCGGAUAUCUCUUAGGUCAAACCAUCUCCUAUCCCUACUCUGCCUUGACUGGCUCAAUCAAAAGUUCAAUCUCGGGCUUGAGCUUGAAACCUCUUGGAUUUCUGGGCUUACCAGUACUAACUUGAUUGUAUUUCUCUGUGGUUGUCUCGACUCUUCUGUCGACGAUGAAGUCGAAGUCGCGGAAGUAGAAGCCUUAGUUAUACCUGCAACAAAAGAAAGUAAGCUAACUACGAGACAAGAGGUUUCAGGUCGGGACAGGCUCCAGCAGAUUGUGACUAGGAUUCUUGAUUCUGGCAGUGGGGUUGAUUGGGUAUCAAAGCACGGUUGUCAUGUCCGGAGAGUCUUGGAUUCUUUCCCCAGUGCAGACUUUCUUGAAGAAUCAUUGCGUGCGAAUGAGAAGUAUGAAAGUGACUGGAGUCUCAAGGAUACUAGCGUGAUCAAGAGUGCUCUUAAUGAAGAGCCUGAUGAGGAGCCUUCGGUAUGGUUGAGUCCUAGUCUCAGUUAUUACCCGCAGCAUGAGAUUUACGACUAUGGAUAUGGCUCCGAGUCCCCCAAAGACUUCACAGCUUGCGAUAAAGAAUGCGGGUACUGUGGUCAUUGCGAUUAUUGA